Molecule: messenger RNA, 683 nt
Organism: Hippopotamus amphibius kiboko
Lineage: Eukaryota; Metazoa; Chordata; Mammalia; Artiodactyla; Hippopotamidae
Gene: BEX5
Product: brain expressed X-linked 5
Exons: 3
Coding region: 251-589 (112 amino acids)
Biological process (GO): signal transduction
Cellular component (GO): cytoplasm
Molecular function (GO): signaling receptor binding
Source: RefSeq, a predicted model, not a curated record
ACCAGACCUAGAGCCCGCGCUUAGAUUAGUCUCUCCUCCCAGUUGCAGUUCAUAGUCAUUUGUGGCUGUGCGCCGGCUGGCUAUUGCCUUGAAGGCGGGCGAACCUAUACCCAGGAAGGAGGAAGUUGUAGAAGCUGACCCCGAUCCUUGGCAGGUCUUUAGGUCCGUUGGUGCAGCAGAUUUCAAGGCUAAGAGAGGAAGACUGCUUCUGAUCCUAGCAGGAAGAAGAAGCAGGAAAAAAAAUCUCAAAAUGGAAAAUGCCCCCGAGGAAAGCAGAGGAGAGGAGCAGGCUCCAGUGCAGAAUGAAGAUGCCCACCCUUUGGGAGGUGGUGAAGGCCAGGAACCUGGAGGAAACAUUAGAGGGGAUUGGGCUCCACCUGCCCAGGAUUUUAGAGAGGAUAUGCCCAAUAGGCUUGUCAAUAACAUUGACAUCAUAGAUGGAGAUGCAGAUGAUAUGGAAAGGUUCAUGGAGGAGAUGAGAGAGCUAAGGAGGAAAAUUAGAGAGCUUCAGUUGAGGUACAGUCUGCGCAUUCUUAUUGGCGAUCCUCCUCACCAUGACCAUCAUGAUGAGUUUUGCCUUAUGCCUUGAAUGCUGAGGUUAAUAAUCAUAAAUCCCCUGCUUCCCAAACGUGCAUUUUCUUGAUGUACCCUUUACUGUGAACCUUUUGUGUUCUGUCAUUUUU